CCCAUCGUGGCACCCCUCCCGGCUUCGACCUGUCGUCGUGCCCGCUGCACUGCGAUGCUCGUCCUGCCGGACCCGGAGCUGGGGAGGGGGCGCGUCCCGCUGCUGGGGUCCCGGGGCGGGGGAGGGGAGUGGAGAUAAGGCCGAUGAUGUCAUGGAUGCUUCACCAGGCCUGGGGGGAGGUGGCGGCCGGAGGGGGUGCGGCCCGGAUUAUGUCACCUCUUCCCUCUGCGCCCCGCCCCCCGGGGCCACACGCGCUGGUAGGGAGCUACGGAAGGUGCGAGAGGGAUUUCCUGCACCACGGAGACCCUCGGGCACCUCCUCAGGACAGCCUGUGGCCGGGGUCUCUAUCUGUUGGCGCUGCGGGCCGUGGACUGCUGGUGAAUGGCGAACACCCCCACUCCCCUGCGCGGCAGCUCGUGUGUGCGCGCGUGUGUGUGCUGGGGUAGGGGGGGCGCUGUCAGCCCCCUCAGUCCUUAAACACCAGCUUCACCAGAGCCAGGAUCUAGGAGAUGGUUCCCUUCCCCCGUUGACACCAAGGGAAGGUGGAUCUCCCCUCCCACAUCCCAACCAAGAAGUUCUGAAGACCUCUGCACCCCAAAAGCCCUACAGUGCCCCCAGUCCCCUUUCUCCCUCAGUCCUUCUUCCCGGAAGCCCUUCCUGAUUUUCCUGUCCGGAUUCAUUGCCUCUUUGCAUUGCUCAUAACUAGCGUUCCCACAGCAUUCUCUCUGCAUCUCCUCAGGGUCAGGGCCCAGAGACCCCUAGGACUCUGCCAUCUGUGUCCCCAGGGCACCCCCAGGCCAGCCCCUGGGGAAGCCUCAGAGUGAAAUCUCCCUGGAGUAGCCUGAGCCAAGUGCUCCAAGGCCCCUGCUCCCCAGGGGCGAUCAGGGAUGCUGUCCUGGGAGGCAGCAUUUGGAUUGGUCCUUGAAGGAUGCAGGGUGGGCAUAGAGACCUGGGAAGAGAUUUUGUGUGGAGCGGAGAGGAGCUCAGGUCAGGGGAAAUAGGAUGGGCAGCAGGAGAUGCCUUGAAGGCCCUGCUGCAAGCUCUGCUCUGGUUCUGGGGACUGAGAGAAAUGCCAGGCCUCUUACCCAUAAUACAUUUACUUCUUAAGAUUCCUGUAAGGUAGGUGUGAGAACCCGAGGUGAAAUAACCUGCAUGCAUUCACCCCUAAUCAGUUCAGCUGGGAUUUACACUUGAGCUGAUGCCUCCAGAACCCAUGUCGACUGUUCUUGGCGCUGCUCGUGGAAGAAUUUGGGCAGAGCAGGGACAAGCUCAGCUUUGCCCUUUAGAAAGAGUCCCCUGGCAGCUGUGUGUGGGAGGGAGUGCAGGGGGGAAGAGGCCAGCGAGGAGCCCCCAGCAAGGGUGCUGGCAAGAGGGGCUACUGAAAGCUUUAGGGGGCAAAUGGGCUGGUAUAGGGGUCUCUGAGACCACAAGAGAGGGGUAGAGUGUUCUUAGCUUUGGGAGGGACAGAGGUAAGGAGGGGUUGAGUGGUCACUGUGGGUUGGAGGGACCUGCCCAUGUAGAGCCCAGGUACAGAUCAUUUGACCCCUUUAUGACCAUCAAUACUCUGCAUAAUGUCCCAGGCAAUGAAGGUUGAUGGCACAGAGAGAGCGGCAGAGUUGGGCAACAGGCUGUCAUCCCAGGUUGUUGAGCUGAUGCCCUGAGGGUGCUUAUGCAGACCAUGCUCAGCCACCUGGGCCAGUUCAGGACCCUAACCCAUACACAAAGCUCAAACCCUUCCUCUGGGCUCAGUUUCUGCCUAUCAGGGAAACAAAUGCCCCUCCUUGUCCUGCCAGCAACCUGUUGGGAUUUUGAGAAAAGAAACUGCGGCAGCCCAAACUCGGCAAAGGCAAGGGGCAGGGAAUGCUUGCUGACAGGUUAGAAUUAUGGCAGGACACUCUUUGGGGAAUGAGGCUCCAGGGAGAGCUGCUCUGGGUUGAUAGUCAAGGAUUCCCCAGGUAGAGCAGGAGCCGAUCCCAGGAGACAUUCCCAGGAAUACCUCAUUUCCAUCUAGGACUCUGGGCAUUGAGCUUGUCCGGGGACCACACACAUCCCAGGGAAACAGUGGCGCUGAGUGGCCUACCACCAGCCUCAACCUGUGGUCAGAUCCUCCUUUUGUGGAUCACAGAGAAGGAAGUACUGCAUGUUUGUACUGCACCCUACAGCUCAGAAAGCACCCUUGCAAACACUAUCCCCUGUCACUCUCAUGAUCAACAUGAUCACUUCUGAGGUUUGCUCCUGCCCACAUCCUGGCAUCUGCUGGAGCCCCCUUGCCUAGCUCUCUCAUCUCACUAUUGGCGCCUGCCUUCGGCCGAGCAACAUACUCAGGUUUCUACCAUGCUUAAUUUAAAAUCAGAAAAGAGCCUUUGGAUCCCAAACCACCUUAAGUUACUGCCUUCUCUGGCCUUCUCUUUCACCAGGGAACUCUCCCAUCUCUCCCUCCGGACCCAGCUACUCUUGUAGCCUCGCUUUGCCGUGCACCACUUUUCUGAAGCUAGUGAGGUUUCCACCUGCAGAUCCAGGAUACACUCUCCAGUCUCGACUUUACCUGGCCCCUUUCUAACACUGGGAGCUGCUCUGACAUUCUUGAAGUCCCCCAGCUUGUUCUGCAGGGCCUGCCUUGUUCUGGCCUCCUUCUUGUGUCCACACUGCCUCCCGGCUUCUGGGGCCCUGCCACCUUCGCUUGAUGCUGGGCUCCACCCACACCACCCUUGAAUGCUGACCACCACAGUCUCUUUCCACCCAGUAUGUGAGAGAGAUCUUUGUCUGGUCUUUCCCAAAGUACCUGUUUCCCCAAACAUUCUACCCCUGUUUUGUUAAGGGUGUCACACCCACCCCUUGCCCCCACCCCUGAACCCCAUCUCUAUGAAGUUUGGUCAGUUCUUCCUCCCAGACCCCGCCCAGGCCUUCCCACUGGUUUCAAGCCUCAGGCCACUCAGCUUUCAUCCUUCUAGUCCCCAGCUGCUCCCCACACUGUACCUGAGGAUGCUGAGAAAGGGGUCAUGCUUAGGGUGGGAGGGGGAUUUUGAGUUGAGGGGUAGCUGAGCUGGAGUACCUGGGGAGCAGAGGCAGAGCGGGGACGAGAGUGAGGCCUGAGAGGCACUCACUCUCAGGGUCUUGCACCUGCUGACACUGUGCUGAAGUUCUGCACUAGGUGCCUCCCUUGCCUCACCCUAGACUCAGCCCUGCAUGUGGGGAUAGACCGGCUCCUGGGAGGAAGGUGGUAAAGUGCUGUUCUCCACCCCUGGGGUGGGAGGGGGGCAGAUGCUGAGAGAAUGGAAUUUUACAAAGGCAGUGGGGCCUGGCUUGAUGGUGAACUUUCCAACCACUUAGGGCUGUAAUUCCAGGUGUGGUGGCCAAAAGACUCCUGAAGGGCAAGAGUUUUGUUAGGUUCCCCUGGUCUGGGGCCUAAUAGGAAGGACAUGGUAUCAGAAUGGGCAUCUGGGUAGAAGACAGUCUGAGGGGCACUCGAGGGGCAUGGAGUGCCACCUGGACCCCUUCACCUUGGUAGAGAAGGAAGGCUCCUUGCCUGGUUUCUCAUGGGAGUAGGGGGGGAAAGCCUGAGGGUGCCCCUACCACCUCUGGCAAACGGAUUCCAGGGUCUGCAUCCGCGGCUGGCACUGCCUGGUGCCUUUGGCCCCGCUAGAUAAUGCAGAUCUCUAGGGCAGGUGUUCCCCGGUGUGGAUUUGAGACAAAGGAACCAGGAAGUGGGGCCUCCCUGAGCACAGGUAACCCGAGGCCCUGUCGCCCUGCCUGCGCUGCGCCGCCCCCCCCCCUCUCUUGUGGGCUGGCCUUGGGGGCGGGGGGGCGCACGCUCACGGAAUGGCUCAGAGGACUUCACGGUUCAAGGUCCAAAGGGAACGGGGGAAGGGGGUAAUCCAGGAAGUCUUCCCGGUGGCAGUGAAUUCUUAGAGGGGAUGGGAGGCGCGGAAUCCCCUGCGGGCGCAGCAGGGUGCGGAAGCCCCGCCCCUCCCCCGCCCACCUGUGGGAAACGCAGUCCCGGAGGGAGGCACGGCCAGCGCCCGCAGCUGGUAGCACCGCGUCCUCUGCCUCGGUCUCAGCCAGCCCCGGGGCUUCUGCAGAGGUACUGACCGUGGGGAAGGGGCCCCUCGUGCGGCCGAGUUGGGAAGACCUCCGGAAGGUCCGCUCGCCACGCGCUACAGCCAAGGUCCCCGGGCGUCCGCGGGGGGCGGGGCGUGCCCGAGGUGGCGCCCACAUGCGACCCGGGGGCGCGCGGCGCAAGACUCCAGUCCCUCCCGCGCCCGCCGCCUCGGGGCGCCUGGCGCUCGGCAGCUCCAUGAGGUAGGUCCUCCAUUCCUCCCAUUUCGCAGAGGAGAAAACUGCAGUCCGGGAUGGCUCAGUCGGCCCAUCCAAAGUCGCCCAGCUGGUUCGGGCCGAGCCCCGACUGCGAAAGUGAGGCACAUGGCCCCUGCAGACCGGGCCUCGGAGGGUCCCAGGCUUGAGGACCCGUCGGCCCCCCACUCCCUUGGAAAGGCAAGGAGAGGAGCCUGCGCUGGUAGUGAGCCUCCACUUCUGCCCUUGACUGCAACACCCUAGGUUAGGGGGCCGGGAAGGACCCCUACUCCCAAGUUUUGGUUAGGGGUGGGUUCUCUCCUUCCCUUAAUUUCUGAGGUUCCCUAUUGAAUUCAAGCAUUGUUGUACCCUUCCAACCCCAUCUCCCCAGCCCAUGAGGUUGGGUUAUAGGGCUCCAGACCCAGGGUAAAGAACGCCUAAGUUUUGGCAGCUGCAGUGAAGAAUUGGGGCUCAUGGAGGAGAUGGGGUUGAGGCAGGAGCUGAGGAGUGGAAUGCUGAGCUGAGCAAAGCUGGGAGGUGCCCCCCUGGCUCAGUCAUGGCGAAGCUGGAGACGCUGCCUAUGCGCGCUGACCCAGGGCGGGAUCCUCUCCUGGCCUUUGCCCCUCGGCCCUCUGAGCUCGGACCCCCAGACCCUCGCCUGGCCAUGGGCAGUGUGGGCAGCGGGGUGGCCCAUGCCCAGGAGUUCGCCAUGAAGAGCGUGGGCACCCGCACGGGGGGUGGGGGCAGCCAGGGCAGUUUCCCCGGCCCCCGCGGCGGCGGUGGUGGGGCCAGCAGGGAGAGGCCAGGCCGCUACCCCUCCGAAGACAAGGCUCUCGCCAACUCCCUCUACCUCAACGGCGAGCUGCGGGGCAGCGACCACACCGAUGUCUGCGGCAACGUGGUGGCCAGCAGCGGGGGCAGUAGCAGCAGCGGGGGCAGUGACAAGGCCCCGCCGCAGUAUCGCGAGCCCAGCCAUCCACCUAAGCUCUUGGCCACCUCUGGCAAGCUAGACCAGUGCUCUGAGCCGCUAGUCAGGCCUUCGGCCUUCAAGCCCGUUGUACCCAAGAACUUCCACUCCAUGCAGAACUUGUGCCCCCCGCAGACCAAUGGUACUCCUGAGGGACGACAGGGUCCUGGUGGUCUCAAGGGCGGACUGGACAAGUCUCGGACCAUGACCCCAGCGGGCGGGGGUGGGGGCGGCCUCUCCGACUCCGGCCGGAACUCACUGACGAGCCUGCCCACCUACAGCUCCAGCUAUAGCCAGCACCUGGCGCCCCUCAGUGCCUCCACCAGCCACAUCAACCGCAUCGGCACUGCCAGCUACGGCAGUGGCGGCGGCGGCGGCGGCUCGGGCUACCAGGACCUGGGGACCUCUGACAGCGGGCGCGCCUCCAGCAAGAGCGGGUCGUCCUCCUCCAUGGGGCGGCCAGGCCACCUGGGGUCGGGGGAGGGCGGAGGUGGAGGCCUGCCGUUCGCGGCCUGCUCACCCCCCUCGCCCAGUGCCCUGAUCCAGGAGCUCGAGGAGCGGCUGUGGGAGAAGGAGCAGGAGGUGACCGCUCUGCGGCGGAGCCUGGAGCAGAGCGAGGCCGCGGUGGCCCAGGUGCUGGAGGAGCGGCAGAAGGCGUGGGAGCGCGAGCUGGCCGAGCUGCGGCAGGGCUGCAGCGGGAAGCUGCAGCAGGUGGCCCGCCGCGCGCAGCGCGCCCAGCAGGGCCUACAGCUGCAGGUGCUGCGGCUGCAGCAGGACAAGAAGCAGCUGCAGGAGGAGGCCGCCCAGCUGAUGCGGCAGCGGGAAGAGCUGGAGGACAAGGUGGCCGCCUGCCAGAAGGAGCAGGCUGACUUCCUGCCCCGGAUGGAGGAAACUAAGUGGGAGGUGUGCCAGAAGGCGGGGGAGAUCUCCCUCCUGAAGCAGCAGCUGAAGGACUCGCAGGCCGACGUGUCCCAGAAGCUGAGUGAGAUCGUGGGGCUGCGCUCGCAGCUGCGGGAGGGCCGGGCCUCGCUGCGGGAGAAGGAGGAGCAGCUGCUCAGCCUGAGGGACUCCUUCGGCAGCAAACAGGCCAGCCUGGAGCUGGGCGAGGCGGAGCUGCCCGCGGCGUGCCUCAAGCCCGCCCUGACCCCGGUGGACCCGGCCGAGCCCCAGGAGGCCCUGGCCACGUGCGAGAGCGACGAGGCCAAGAUGCGCCGGCAGGCCGGGGUGGCCGCCGCCGCCUCGCUGGUUUCCUUGGACGGGGAGGCGGAAGCUGGCGGGGAGAGUGGGACGCGGGCCCUGCGGCGGGAGGUGGGGCGGCUGCAGGCCGAGCUGGCGGCCGAGCGGCGAGCCCGGGAGCGCCAGGGGGCCAGCUUCGCGGAGGAGCGCCGCGUGUGGCUGGAGGAGAAGGAGAAGGUCAUCGAGUACCAGAAGCAGCUGCAGCUGAGUUACGUGGAGAUGUACCAGCGCAACCAGCAGCUGGAGCGGCGGCUGCGGGAGCGCGGGGCAGCGGGGGGUGCCAGCACACCCACCCCCCAACACGGCGAGGAGAAGAAAGCCUGGACGCCCUCCCGCCUCGAGCGCAUUGAGUCCACGGAAAUCUGAUCCCCUACCUGGGCAUGUGGCCUUUUGACAAAUGCCCUGUCAAAGGCCAGAGUCCCCAGUGUCCCCUUCCCGCCAUUUCUCUUCCCCAUGUCCCCCAUGCCCCCAGACCAAAGAGGUUCUCAAAGCAGCUGUGACCAGGUCCCUCCCCACCCCCCCCACUGGGUGCCCUUCGGGCUCUACCACAGGCCCUCUGGGCAGCCCACUUGGACCCUCCUCCCAAGGAAGGGAGAGAGCGAGGCAGAGUGUUUGGGGGAGCCCGUGCUCCCCUUCUUGGCACUGCUUUGCAGGAGAUGGGAGGCGGCAGGCCUGCAGUACCAUGAGGUGCCCCAGCCCCUCGGUAGGACCGGGCUGCCUCUGUUGGCCACCCCGGUGUCCAGUGAUGCUCUCUGUGGUCACCUCCAAGGCCAUAUAGCCUGAGGGGGCCUGCAUGGGGUCUGCCGAAGCUGACAGACCUUGGGCUCCUGGCCUCUCUCCUUCCUGCCCUAUUAUCCCUCCCUGGGCAGAUUGGCAGGACGAGUGGGAGCAGAUGGCCCGUAUGUGGUUGAGAGGGCUACCUGCCCAGCCCCUCCCCCCACUCCUACCAAGGUCUCUUGGGCUCAGGCCUCGGAGCCUGGCCUGGUCCUGAGUGUAUGUCCAUAUGUGCGUAUCAGGGGCCGGAGGGAAGGCUGGGGGUGGAGACUCAGUGCCCAGGGAAGAUCUGCUCUCCUGUUCUUGGGAAGGGUCACCUGGAGACUGCUUAGCUCUACCCCACCCUUCUGGCCAGGAUCCCACAGGGUGAUAGCCCCAUCUGCUUGGCUCACCCCACACCCAGGGCCGCUGUCCGUGGCUCUAACUACAGCUAUUAAGUGCUACCUGCCUCUCAGGCACUCCCCUCACCCGGUUUCUGAGGUCAUAUGAGUGUCUGUGAUGUCUUCCUGUGUCUUCUCCCACUCGAUUCCCCCAGCCUCCCUCUGCUUUCACGCUCAGAACAUCAUUGUCCUAGGCCGCCUCUUCCCCCCAAACCUCACCUUUUCUUCCAGUAGAAAAUUCUGCUUGAUCUUUGGUGCACUGCCCACUUCCAAGCUCCAAUGGGCCCAAGCCUGAGCCAGAGGCCUUUGUUUUGAGGGGCGAGGGGGGAUGGUUGUGAUUGCCCUUGAAGGACAAGGCUGACCUGAGAGGAACACUGACCCCUGAGUUCCCAGGACCUCGAGGUAGCCCAGUGUUUGCCCAGGGUAGGCCUGGCAUGGCCAUCAGUGGGGGUUGGGACAGCACUGUCACUUCCCUUCUCCUCUCGGCAUCCUCUGAGUCUAUCUCCCUAAGAUAGGAAGGGAAAGGCAAAUUUCUAAUUCACCAGCAAUAAAAAUUAGAGGAGGCUUGGCCCUCAGCCCUUGUAUUUCUCUUUUCACUCUCUUCCUCCCACCCCCAAGAUGGGGUUUGGAGGACAGGGUGGAGAGAGCUGGCAACUACUGUGAGCAAGUUCCCCAGCCCCUGACCAGCCUCCUCCUAUGACUGGUGACUGUUUAAUGAGCUGUGCAUCCCCCACAAAAACAAGAGUGCCCCCCUGUGUGGCCUCUAUCCCUCUGCACAGCCCCUUCUCGGUGACCCUCACCAGAUCUGUGAGCCGGGUGAGGGGGGCCAUCUGGCAAUCACUGCCCAUUCCACUCACCCCUCACUGUACCUGCCCCAGAACCUGGGCCUGGACCAGAGGGGCAGAGGGAAGAGAAGGCAUUAGUAGGAAAAAAAAAAAAAAAAAGAAAAAAAUAUGAACAGACUCAGCUUUGGGACUUCCAACCACAAAAGAAAUUAUAUAUAAAUAUAUAUAAAUAUAUAUCUCUACCAUAGGUGAUGGAAAGACUUCGUUUUCUUUUCCCAAAGAAAUAAAAUGGAGAAAGCCU
Messenger RNA from Mirounga angustirostris (Northern elephant seal), 8733 nucleotides. It is a transcript of the gene LZTS3, whose product is annotated as leucine zipper tumor suppressor family member 3. NCBI's taxonomy places the organism in Eukaryota, Metazoa, Chordata, Mammalia, Carnivora, Phocidae. The transcript has 4 exons. Gene Ontology annotation, cellular component: dendritic spine. Gene Ontology annotation, biological process: regulation of dendritic spine morphogenesis. The coding region runs from base 4847 to 6859 and encodes 670 amino acids. The record is from RefSeq and is a predicted model, not a curated record.